Messenger RNA from Chlamydomonas reinhardtii, 1445 nucleotides. RefSeq lists its product as uncharacterized. The transcript has 5 exons. Lineage: Eukaryota; Viridiplantae; Chlorophyta; Chlorophyceae; Chlamydomonadales; Chlamydomonadaceae. Bases 82 to 942 code for a protein of 286 amino acids. The record is from RefSeq and is a predicted model, not a curated record.
GAACAGCGCCACAGGCCCGCAGCACCAACCCACUUGCUGGGCAACUUUCUGGCCCUGACGAUUCCUCCGGGACGCCUCACAAUGCAGCUUUCCCAAGCGUCGUCGCGGGGCUGCGCCACGCACCGCGUGCGGCCCUUUACCAGCCGCAUCCCAGCGCGCGUGUGCAUCCGCGCCCAGGCGGGCGAGGGCGGCCCCAGCACGCAGCCAUCGCCCACGCCAGCUGGCUCCGCGCCGGCGACGCGCCCCGCGACCGCAGCAACCCCAGCAGGGCCCCGCCCCGGCAGCGUGCCGCGCCCCACGCCCCCAGGCGGCCGCCCCGGGCCGCCUCCCCGGCCAGGCCCGGGCGGUCCGGGCAGGCCGGGCGUGAUGCUGGGCCCUGACGGUCAGCCCCUGGAGGUAGUGCCGGUGGAGUCGACGGGCGAGGACGCCUGGGCGGGUGUGGCACGUGUGGACCGCGGCGGCAGCAGCGCGUUUGACCUGCAGAGCGCGCUGCUGCUGGCGGCGGGCGAUGCGGUGGCCCUGCUGCUGUUCGCGGCGGCGGGCCGCUCCAACCACGGCGAGGCCACUCAGGUGGCGGACGCGCUGGGCACUGCCCUGCCCUUCAUCAUCGGCUGGUUCGCCACGGCGCCCUUCCUGGGCGGCUUCGGCGCCGACGCGCGCAAGAAGGGCGUGCCCACCGCCGCUGCCACCGCCGCCAAGUGCUGGGCUGUGGGCGUGCCGCUGGGGCUGGUGAUCCGCGGGCUCAGCCGGGGCUACGUGCCGCCGACGCCCUUCAUCGCUGUGAGCAUGGGCGUGACUGCGGUGCUGCUGGUGGGCUGGCGCUCGGCCCUGGCCGCAACAACCAAGCCGGACGAGCCCGACUCGCUCAAGGCGCGCAAGGACAAGCGCGGCAACCCCUUUGAGUUUCUGGAGCUGCUCAUGUCGCUGACCAAGCGCUGGUAGAUGUGUGUGGACGCAAGGAUGGAGAUGACACGGGACGAGAGGGGUCGGAUGAUGGGGUGGGAUGGCACACCGCCGCCCAUGCUGUGGUGCGGGAGUCCUAUGACGCAGGCGGGCAAGUCGCGAGGCUUUGAAACUAUAAAUCCCUGCCGGUAUUGCAAGUGUACUCGAACUGACUAAAAGUUCUGGCAGCGCCAGUGUUAACGUUCUGUCUUGACGACGCGAGUGACUUACGACGCUGUCUGCGACCACGGCCUGCGACGCUCCUGGAGGAGCUGAUACUAGGAUCUCCUAAUUUUGUGGUUUUACCCAAGUUAUGGGAUUCUGCUGAGCAUUCGGACCUUGUUUGCGGCGGGACGUGGAUGCAAUGGCGCGCCCGCUGAACGAACUUGCCAGUGACCUUCUGGUCAAGUAAGCAGAUGAUCCAAAUGCUCAUAUCCUGGGACAGUUGGCACACAAAGGCCGCCGUUCGUGCCGCGCCAGUGCCGAUGUAACAGGUCUCGCAC